Molecule: messenger RNA, 2418 nt
Organism: Raphanus sativus (radish)
Lineage: Eukaryota; Viridiplantae; Streptophyta; Magnoliopsida; Brassicales; Brassicaceae
Product: methionine--tRNA ligase, cytoplasmic-like
Exons: 2
Coding region: 780-1619 (279 amino acids)
Biological process (GO): methionyl-tRNA aminoacylation
Cellular component (GO): aminoacyl-tRNA synthetase multienzyme complex; cytosol
Molecular function (GO): ATP binding; methionine-tRNA ligase activity
Source: RefSeq, a predicted model, not a curated record
GGAGCAGAAGUUCUCCCACGAGACGUACCGCGCCGAGGGCCGGGAACUCGUUAAAUCGUGUGUGUCUUUAUAUUCUGCACUAACCUAGAUCAAGUUAACUUCUAACCUAAGUAACCUAAGCUAAUAAUCUCUACAGAUACUGUCGUCUCCGUGGCUAUAAUGUUAUUUAUAUAUGUGGAACAGAUGAUUACGGGACUGAAAAUCAGACCAAAGCUACUGAGACCGAAGCUCUCGAGGAGAAUUGCUCCACGGAGGAAGUCUGUGACAAGUACCAUGCCAUUCAUAAACAAGUUUAUGACUGGUUUGAUAUCAGUUUUGACGUGUUUGGUCGGACUUGUACUCCACAACACACACAAGUGUCACGAGCAAUUUUUAACCAGCUGUGGCAAAAAAAAUUUGCUUAAAGAGGACUCAGCCACAAUUUGCGAGCCAGACCAUCGGUUUAUUGAGCUUCCACGCCUGGAAGAUAGGCAGCAGUAUCAUAUCCAGUAUAUAAUCGGCUCUUGUGAAACUUGGAGCACAAAUGCUCUUUCACCCACGUUCGCUUGGUUUAAGGAAGGACGUAGACAGGGAUGCAUCACACGGGAUCCAAAGUGGGGAAUUCCCGGCCGACAUGAGAUAUACCAGGAUAAGGUCUUCUACGCCUGGUUUGACGCUCCUAUUGGAUACGUCUCAAUAACAUCAUGCUACACCUCUGAAUGGGACAAGUGGUGGAAGAAUCCUGAUAACGUGGAACUUUACCAGUUUAUGGGAAAGACUGCCUCCCAUUUCACACUGUGAUGUUUCCCUUAGCUCAGCGUGGCAGUGGGGAAAACUGGACAAUGGCCAAGACAGUCAGCGCGACAGAAUAUUUGAACUACGAAGGCGGAAACUUUUCCAAGAGCGAAGGUGUUGGAGUGUUUGGUAAUGAUGUCAGAGAUACAAGUAUCCCUGUUGAAGUAUGGCGAUACUACUUGCUGGCCAGAAGGCCUGAGGUGUCUGACGCAUCAUUUAAAUGGAAGGAUCUUCAAGCAAAUCUGAAUACCAAGUUGUUGGGCCUAGGCAACUUUGUAAAUCGAGUUCUGCUUCUUAUUGCAGGUUAUGGGUCUGUCAUUCCUGAUGCUCCUCGUGCUAAAUCUCACAUUCUGUCUACAUGCGUGGGUGUUAAGGUUGGAAGAUUGGUGGCUGAGUAUGUCAAAGCCAUGGAAAAGGUUCAGCUCAAGCAUGGCCUGAAUACUGCUAUGCUCGUUGUGGGUCAAGGGCACAAAUAUUGGAAACUUUACAAGGGAGAUAAAAGGCGUAGUGCAGUUUUUUUAAGAACGGCUGCUGGUUUAGUACACCUUGUUGCACGAUUGUUAGAGCCUUUCAUGCCAUCGUUUUCACGUGGGGUGUUUGAGCAGCUCAAUUUGCUUCCACUUUUUUCCCUCUCCGACGAGAGAGGAGAGCUAUUGCAAGCAAGUAGACCCUGGGAGAUUCUUCCUCCUAACCACAGGAUAGGCACCCCUCGACCAUUGUUCGAGUUUUUGAAAGAUGAACAUGUGGAAUCGUACAAACAAAUGUUCUCUGGAAGUCUGGCUCGUGAACGCCCUAGGCCUGCAGAGGAAGCAGGUUUGGAUAUCGAUGCACUGGCUCUCUUAUAACAUUUAGCGUUUUAAUAAUACUUUCUGAAUCAUUUUGAUGUCGUAUUAUUACCAAAUACAAUGUUUCCUUUGAAUGAAUGCCUAUAUUACGAAGCGAAAAAAAAAAAAAAAGGACCAAAGACUUUUCUCAUUUUCUGUCUUGAAAAGUAAAAUAAACAAAAAGAAAACAAAAAUAAGAGCGAAACUAGAAAGAGAAGAGCAUGCGAGCACGUUCGUUCGUUAAGAUCAACAACUAAAAAAUGGAGAGCACAUCAUCUCCUUCCCUUCAAGCCACCGUCUUUACUUUCGUUUACACUACGUUUCCUUCUCCACGUUUCUCUUUUACAAAACAAAAACAAAGCAGAGACCAAGGGCUUUCCCAAAAUGGCCAACUCCAAAAGAUUGUUUGGCGUUGUGCGGAGGAACCUUCUCCGACGAUCUCCUAGCACCAUUCGCUCAUCUGUACGAGAAACCAGUAGACAACACAAUGCCGCCAUUAAAAUCCAAGCUUUCUUCAGGGGUCACCUGGUAAAACAUGAACACAUUAACCUUGUUCUUUUCUUUUUUUAAAGUUGACCAUUGCAAGUGUUGUAGGCAAGGAGAGCGUUUAGAGCGCUCAAGAGUCUGGUGAAGCUUCAAGCGGUGGCGAGAGGUGUGCUUGUGAGGAGACAAGCUCGAAUAGCCUUACAUUGUAUGCAUGCUCUUGCUCGCUUGCAGGUUAGGGUUCGUGCUCGUCAGAUUCUCUCCCAUUAAAAAUUCCAUGACAUAUUACCUCUCUUGCGAUUGUGACAUCUACAUAAUAACAUUGUCCUUUCAAAUU